AUACCAGCAAUACCAAAUAUUGAUUUAAAUUACAAACAUCUUGCAACAAUAUACAUUUUUUUGCGCAAGGCAAUUUCUUUUUGUUUCAACUGUCUGAAGCAUAACUUUUCCAACCUUUUAACCUUCUUACCUUCUAUAUUUAUACAGCCCAUGAACACACAUUUGGUUUAUAAAGACACUGGAGUUGAGAAGGUGCUCAACUUCUUAUUUGUCAAUAAUAAUAGAUAACAAAGCACACAUUAUUACACUUACGUUCUGUUACUUCAAGGAGCACGGUGUUUGUGUUUGGAUAGGAUGGAGUUGUGGCACCACAAUUAUGUGUGCAUGAGUUGCGUCCCUUGGUCAAGGAUCUGCUGCUUUCGUAUUUUGACCUGAGUUCAUAUCCUCGGGCUAUUCCUAAAGGACAUGCCUGCAUGAUAUACAGCUGAAACUCUGAGGUAAGCAUUACUUGCUUGGACACUGAGAUAAAACUGAUAUUGCUGGAACUCGAGAACACUAUUUCAGAAGGUAGUACCAUUGCACAAAUCAAAAUGACAAGCACAACUAAAGUGAUCCAUUAAAUCAAAAGUUGGACUUCCCUUACAUCAAAUAUACAAGCAAAUUGAAUCAAUAUUAUAUUUAGCAGCAGUUUUGUCUGUAUAGAUUUGUCUUGUUCGCGAUAACGUAUUUUGUAUUGGGAACACGCAUACGUAGUAAUAUAUAACUGCAGUAUUAAAGCCCCUACAAAAGUACAUUUUCUUAUACUGAACAUGUAGCAAAUACCAUAAAGAAAUGUUUAUUGUUUCGUGACUUAUAGACAAAUUCAUUAGAUUAGAAUACGAUCACCUCAGUAUGAUUGUGCAUUGGGGAACACAUAUAAUAUCAUAUCAUCUCAAACUUAUAUUUGUCGCAUGGCAGUCUGAUACACAACAUUACAUUACAUUACAAGUAUUAAAUCGCUGCUCACAAGAUUUUAAACAUGAGUGGAUGAAAUGGGUUUAAUCAUCAUUUCUACAUCAUAUCUGUGGUUAUGGCGUUCGCUCGUUACGUCGAAAGCCCAUUUCUGGUGUCUCCCGCCGUGAUAUUGCUGGAAUAUUGCUAAAAGCGUCGUAAAACCAUACUCACUCACUCACUCCCUCACUCAGGUAAUUGAUGAGAGGGGUGGUCGCAAAGUGUAUCAGGUCAUAGAACAUUUAUCAUAUAUUUCGUCUUGUUGUCGUAGGGAUGUCAGUGUGUGUUGAUACAUCACUCGUCUAUCACACAGGUGGUGGUCCGGCUAUCUGAUAUGCUCACUGGCGGUCCCAAUCGGGUAAACAACGGACUUUACCCUGAUGUUGAAAUAAGUCAUAUCGUGACAUUCACGUUGUCAUAUUAUACUGAUCUUGUCAUUCGAGAGAUGUAGGUGGACACAGGAGACCGUCAUGAACAUACAUUGUUUCGUUACAGUAUGUGUCUUGUUGGGUGGACCUCUCGCCUCUGGUGCAGGGGAAGCAAGCUGCGGCGUACCUCUCGUGGCAACUUCUGCUGACAAGACAUUUACCUCGCCUGGGUACCCAAACAUCUACUUCCAGAGACAGUCGUGUACCUGGACUAUUACAACAGAAAAAGAAAAUGAAACCAUUCUAUUGAACACCACAGACUCGGUACUUGAGAAACCCCCGUCAGGAGGACUUUGUGACAAGGACUAUGUCACUGUAUAUAACGGUCAAAACAGCUCUGACGGACUCGGCACCUUCUGUGGUAAUCAACAACCCGUAUUAUCCAGCGGCGGGAACUCACUGCGUGUCCAUCUACAAACUGAUGACAGAAACAACUACAAAGGAUUCAAAAUGCAGUACAAAGCUGUACCUGCAACAACCUGCAAUGUCACGAUGACAGCAGGAUGGAGUCCAAUACAGAUUGUUUCCCCUGGUUAUCCCAACAACUACCAAAGUGGCUUAGAUUGCCAGUGGAUUAUCAGUGCGCCGUAUGAAUCUAACAUCAUUGUUGAAGUUCUGUUUCUUGACAUGGAAACAGUGCCAUCAUGCUUGAAUGAUUUUCUACUCUUCAAAGACGGCACUACAACCUAUGCUUCGCAACUGGCAAAGAUCUGCGAAGCUACACCUUCUCCGGUCAUCAGCACCGAUAACAAAAUGACAAUCAUAUUUCACUCAGACAGUUCUGUCACAGGACGAGGCUUUCGUUUGCAGUACACAAAUGAAUUCACUUGUGGAUCAACAGAUCUUCGCGCCUCACUGAAUACAGAGAAGUAUUUGAACACUCCCGGCUAUCCUAGAUUCUUAAACUUCAACCUGCAAUGCACGUGGACAAUUUCUGCACCUGUUGGAUAUAGAAUACAAGUCGAACUUGUAUGUCUUUAUUUGCAACAAUCGACAUCGUGUGUACGUGACUAUCUUCUCUUCAGUGACGGUUUAUCGUCUAACGCCGCUGAAUUAGGGAAAUAUUGCGGUUACACCACUGAGCACGUCAUCAACUCCAGCAACCACAUGGCCAUCACCUUCCACACAGACGGCUCUGCCAGGAGAAGAGGCUUUUCUAUGAAAUAUAAGGCUGAGAGAUUCCUAACAACAACCACAGAGACACCACAUAUAUAUACAUGUGGGACUCCAAUGCUCAGCGCCUCCGCGUCCAAGUGGAGCCAUUUGUCGUCUCCUGGCUACCCCAGCAACUAUGAAAACAACGUAAACUGCAGCUGGGAAAUAUCUGCACUUGUUGGAAAUAAAAUAUCCGUUGAAAUUGUGACCCUUUCUGUGGAACAAUCGACAUCCUGUGAAAAUGACUAUCUUCUCAUCAGUGACGGUUCAUCGUCUAACUCUGCUGAAUUAGGUAAAUACUGUGGUUCCACCACCGGGAACAUUGUCAGCUCCAACAACCACCUCACCGUCACCUUCUACACCAAUGGCUAUGUCAGAAGAAGAGGGUUUACUUUGAAGUACAUGGCGAUUCCGUCAGGGUGUGGCGAUAACCAAGUGAUUGGCUUUUAUGAAACAACAUAUAUUGAAUCACCGAAUUAUCCGAUGUACUAUCCAAAAAAUGCGAACUGUGCAUGGACAAUAAGCACUAAUGUUGAAGGUUAUGUGAUCUAUGUUGAAGCGGUAUAUUUCAACCUUGAGGGUGACGCAGCGUGUUCCGACUACGUUAAACUCUUUGAUGUCUUUGGAUCAAAUGAACAAAUGAUCGGUCGAUGGUGUGGAUUCGGUGGACCAAAUACGAUGGGUACAGGGAUGGCGAUGAGGGUUCGAUUCCACUCCGAUGGUUCUUCUUCCUACAAGGGUUUCAAGAUGGCUUUCACUGCCGGCAAGCCACAAUCUGCCCCUUCGUUUGCACCGAACUGUGGAGGCAUAAUUGGUGGCAUAUUGGGUGGCAUCGUGGCUGUGGUUGUAGCAACAAUUUGCUGCUUUGCGAUUGGCAUCAAGAAAAAGUCGAGUACCAACGACCAGUCGCAACGGUACAGAUCAGAUGGAGCCAUCGUGACCAACGUCUUUUCCGUCCCCAUUCACAAAAACACGGCAACUACAGCUACUACUCAGCUUAAGCCUCCCCCAGCUUACACUGAGAAUGUGAAGGAUGACUUUAGACUGUACUGUCAGGCAGUUCGACCAACAGAUAUACAGCCUCUUGUGACGUCAUCCCCAAGCCAUGCAUCUGCAUAUCAAGGGAUAGAUAAUCCAGCAGGGCCUAGAUGAGUGACUUAUGUUUUCACAUGAUGUAAAUGUUUUGUAUUCCUGGAAUAAAUGGAAAAGGUUG
Messenger RNA from Haliotis rufescens (red abalone), 3726 nucleotides. Its product is annotated as cubilin-like. The transcript is spliced from 17 exons. The record is from RefSeq and is a predicted model, not a curated record. The coding region runs from base 1401 to 3665 and encodes 754 amino acids. Lineage: Eukaryota; Metazoa; Mollusca; Gastropoda; Lepetellida; Haliotidae.